AUCUCUCUCUCCUUCUUGGCUUUAUUUAUAGGGUUUAAGCGCAGCUUUCAAAUACCUAACCCUAACCCUAACCCUAGAAUCGUUGGUUAACAAUGGCUGACAACAUACCGGACGAAGUGGUGACGGAAAUUCUGGGAAGACUACCAGCGAGAACUCUUCUUCGAUUCAGGUGCGUAUAUAAAUCUUGGUGUUCUCUGAUCGGUAGUGAAAAUUUUGUUACCUUCUGGUUCAAUCUGACAAAACACAGCGUGAACAACAUGAACAACACUCACCUACUUCUCCUCAAGCACUACACUGAACAUGAUGAACUAGAACAUUUUUCUUUGCAUCUCGACGAUGAAUCAUUCACCACUGAGUACCCUUUGAAUCAAGGAAGUCAUCCAAUCGCGAGACUUGAUCCCUAUUUAACCAUGGUUGGUUAUUGCAAUGGCAUGGUAUGCAUUAUUGAUGACAUAAUGUACUUUUCGGAUCGUACUUUAUAUUUGUGGAACCCCAGUGUUAGAAAAUUUGUUCUACUCCCAAGACCUCGCAUCAUCACCGGUCGUUAUGAGCGUGUUCUUGGAUUCGGAUUCGGAUUCGAUUCCACAACUAAUGACUAUAAGGUGGUUAGAAUUGUUUAUUUACCUGGUGGUUAUAUAUCUGGUGGCACUGAGGAGGUUGACAUUUAUUCUCUUAAAGAGGGAGGUUGGAGAAGGAUUAGUGUUUCUGGUCCGGUACCUCGUAUUGAUUAUGAGGAGCAAUCUAAUGCCUACCUCAAUGGGGCUAUCCAUUGGAUUUAUAGAGGCUUGAAUUGACCGGGGUUCAUUGUUUUAUUCAAUUUGGGUACUGAAGUAUUCUAUAAGAUUGAGCUACCAACAAGUCUACCUCGUAUAAGACAAGCACGUAGCUUGUCUCUUGCGGUGUUUCAAGACUCGCUUUGUGUGUUCCACAGUGAUACUUACAAACGAAAAGCAUCAAUCUGGGUGAUGAAAGAAUAUGGUGUUGUGGAGUCGUGGACCAAUUUGUUUAAUCUUGAUUAUAGUAUAGAGUUUCCUCUGAGAGAAGAAUAUGGUGUUGCGGAGCCACGGGCUAAUUUGUUUAAUCUUAAUUUUAGUAAAAAAUCUAAAAUAUCUGCUCGGAGUGUUCGAGUUAUUGGGUUGAGGAGGAACGGUGAAGUUCUUUUGACAAAAGAUGAGGAGAUGAUUUCAGUUGACAUCAAGGCUCAAACAUUCAAAUAUCUCGGAAUCCGUGGAUAUGAUGCAGCAUUUUCUGUCAAUACUUACACAGAGAGCUUAGUCUUAAUUGACAAAGAAAAUGGAUUGCAAGAAAGAUGAGAGAAGGAGCAGACAAGAUAUAUGUUCCCACUUAUCAGAAUGUCAAACCAGUCUUGCAUCAAAAUACCUAUUUUAAGUGCCAGGGGAGUAUUAGCGACAAUUUCUAUGUUUGAUCUUAUUAUUAUUUGUUUUCAUAUUUAGACUGGGAUUCAGUUAACAUGAAAAUAGAAGAGAAAGGGGGAGAGAAAUUUGAUUUUGUGGUCAAAAUGAGACUACGCUACUCCUCCUAUAUAUAUACGGUCACUUUCUACUUUUUUUUUUUUUUUUUUUUUUUUCCACGAAGUCCCCUUUCUACUUAAAAUGUGAUAAAUGUCCAGAAUGCUACCAAACUCAUGUAAAUAAUGUAACACACCAUAAAAUGAAUGUCCAAAAUAAAAUAGACCAAGUUAUACCAAUAUAGUGCAUUAAGUGGGGAUGGUUGCAUAGUAGGAUGCAUUUAACACUUUAAAAUGAGUAUAUACUUGGCUCGACUUGAAUUGUAUUAUCUUCUUAGUGGGAAUGAUUUUAUGCUAUAGAAGUGGCUAGCAGGGAUAUAGACAGCCAUUUUGUUUGUCAUGGCUUUUAUUUGUCUUGUUGAACAUUUAUUUUGUUCAUAGUCAUACUCCCUUGCUUUUCUCUUCUUUUUUAUAUUUAUUUUUUUUAGUAACAUUUUCUGGCAUGAAUUUUUUGGGAGUUUUACCAAAUGUGUUCACUUUUUGACAUUCAAAAAGAAUGCCUUGAGCUGGAUUUUUGUGUCGUAUGUGCCUGGGUAAAAAGAAUUGCAUUUGGCUAUUCUACAUUCUAAAUUGGAUGUA
Molecule: messenger RNA, 2107 nt
Organism: Cornus florida
Lineage: Eukaryota; Viridiplantae; Streptophyta; Magnoliopsida; Cornales; Cornaceae
Product: F-box/kelch-repeat protein At3g06240-like
Exons: 1
Coding region: 93-794 (233 amino acids)
Molecular function (GO): protein binding
Source: RefSeq, a predicted model, not a curated record